AUGUCUGACAAGGAACGGCAAUCUGGUGAGGAGAAGAGGGUGGAGGAGCCCGUUUUGCCUGUCGUCAACCCAGAGUUGGAGCACAAGCCGGAGCCACCGAAACCUACAGGCUUACACCCGGCCUUCUACAUUGCGACAUGGAUUUCGUUCUCCUCAAGUGUCAUCAUCUUCAACAAGUGGAUUCUUGACACCGCCGGCUUCCGCUACCCAAUCAUUCUCACAACAUGGCAUUUGCUUUUUGCGACAAUCAUGACCCAAAUUCUGGCCCGCUUCACCCACGUUCUCGACUCCCGUAAGAAGGUGCCGAUGACUGGCCGUGUCUAUCUCCGCGCGAUUGUCCCCAUCGGUCUCAUGUUCUCGCUAUCACUCAUUUGCGGCAACUUGACAUACCUCUACUUGUCCGUGUCAUUUAUUCAGAUGCUUAAGGCAACCAUGCCAGUCGCAGUGCUCCUCAUUUCUUGGACAUUGGGAACCGCUGCGCCUAACCUCAGGAAGCUCGGCAAUGUCAGCUUGAUUGUUGUUGGCGUCAUGAUCGCGUCCUAUGGCGAAAUCAAAUUUGUCGUGACCGGCGUGCUCUUCCAGUUUGGUGGCAUUGUCUUCGAGGCGACUCGUCUCGUCCUCAUGGAAAAGCUUCUCAACAGCCCAGAGUUCAAGAUGGACCCGCUUGUCUCACUCUACUACUUCGCGCCUAUCUGUGCUGUCAUGAACUUGGCUGUGGCCUUGGUCCUUGAAGUCCCCCGCCUGAGUCUGGCCGACAUUCAGAACGUCGGAUACUUCGUGCUUCUGGCAAACGCCAUGGUCGCUUUUGGCCUCAACGUCUCUGUUGUUUUCCUGAUUGGCAAAACCUCCUCUCUUGUCAUGACCCUCUCCGGUGUUCUCAAGGACAUCCUGCUGGUCUGUGCAUCCAUGCUCAUCUUCGGUGACCCGGUCUCAGGCAUUCAAGCUGUCGGUUACAGCGUUGCCCUCGCAGGUCUUGUCUACUACAAGCUUGGUGGCGAGAAGUUGCGUGAGUACGGUGCGGCCGGCGUUCGCGCCUGGGGCGAAUUUGGUGCCACCCGACCGGCGUCCCGACGCCUCGUGGUUAUCGGUGCGACUUUCCUCUUCAUCAUCCUCGUUCUGGGAAGCGCAAGCAGCUUUGGUGUGGUCCCUGAACAGUAUGACCCUGUCAAGACAGCUGGCAAGCACCUCGGCAUCUCUGGUGCUCAAUAG
This is a messenger RNA of Dissoconium aciculare CBS 342.82, 1209 nucleotides long. Its product is annotated as TPT-domain-containing protein. Gene Ontology annotation, cellular component: Golgi apparatus; trans-Golgi network; endosome. NCBI's taxonomy places the organism in Eukaryota, Fungi, Ascomycota, Dothideomycetes, Mycosphaerellales, Dissoconiaceae. Bases 1 to 1209 code for a protein of 402 amino acids. Gene Ontology annotation, molecular function: antiporter activity. The record is from RefSeq and is a predicted model, not a curated record. The transcript has 5 exons.